Molecule: messenger RNA, 267 nt
Organism: Rhinocladiella mackenziei CBS 650.93
Lineage: Eukaryota; Fungi; Ascomycota; Eurotiomycetes; Chaetothyriales; Herpotrichiellaceae
Exons: 1
Coding region: 1-267 (88 amino acids)
Source: RefSeq, a predicted model, not a curated record
AUGUCUGCGUCCGGACGAACAUCAACCUCCAACCAAUCCACCGACCCCUCCGUGCCUCGACCAUCUCCUCGCCGCGCCUCUUCAGUUUGUAUUCCCAAGGGCAAAUGGUACGACUGCCUCCGCCCCACCGAACACCCUUACCAAGGCUUCGGCAGCAUCGCCAAUUUCGCCAACAUGUCUGGCAAGGGCACCCAAACUGAUGCUGGAGAGGCUUGGACAAGGGACAUCUAUGGCAAAAUGAAAUCAUUUAAUGCGCAUGACGUGUAA